This is a messenger RNA of Bipolaris maydis ATCC 48331, 491 nucleotides long. The record is from RefSeq and is a predicted model, not a curated record. Lineage: Eukaryota; Fungi; Ascomycota; Dothideomycetes; Pleosporales; Pleosporaceae.
CACCCAUGGUAGCCCUUCACCCAUGCCACGGCGCGGCUUCUUCCGCCUGAUAUCCGCUCCGCCAACAACCACCAGCUCUGUCGAAACACCAUGCCCACCGACAAGUCCACGUCUCAACCUGAGGCAGAACAACACAAAUAUCUCUUCCCCACAUCUAAAUAUAUCUCAUCGGCAACGCCAGCACCGCUUCCUCUGCGCAUGCCAACAUUGAUUUCCUCAGCAUCAUCGUCGUCGUCAUCCCGGCUUGCACGGACUCUGGGUUGGUGACACAAUCCCCAAGUUGCCCAAACUUACUUCCAUUCCUUGGGUCCGAUGACCGUUUCCUGUCUACAGCAGCCCCGAGAUCCAUGGUUCGCGUCUCAGAAUGGAAGGUUAUGCAUACAUUCGAGCUGACAAUAUCGCGAUACUGCAUGCUUGCACCCGACUGUCAGUGCCAAGAGACCUGUCAAUCAUACCUUAUCGGGACUGUGAGAUUAAAGCGCGCCCGCACA